Heterostelium album PN500 is the source of this 1767-nucleotide messenger RNA. Its product is annotated as glycoside hydrolase family 30 protein. The transcript is spliced from 6 exons. The record is from RefSeq and is a predicted model, not a curated record. NCBI's taxonomy places the organism in Eukaryota, Evosea, Eumycetozoa, Acytosteliales, Acytosteliaceae. Gene Ontology annotation, biological process: glucosylceramide catabolic process. Gene Ontology annotation, molecular function: glucosylceramidase activity. The coding region runs from base 1 to 1767 and encodes 588 amino acids.
AUGAAUAUAUUUAAAGAUAUCUUUAAUGGUUGUUUAUUAAGACUUUUUGAUAUGGAUUACAAUACAAGCAAAAUUGGUGAUCAAAGUAGUGGUAGUAGUAGUACUUCACAACAACCAAUUCAAGUAUGGUUGACUACUUUUGAUCAAUCAUUUCUCUUUCAGAGGAUGAAUGAUAUUCAUUUUAAUAGUACAUCUACCAAAGCAACAUCGUCAUCGUCGUCUUUUAAUUCUAAAAAUGAUACUAUAAAAUAUCAAAGAAUCUAUGGAUAUGGUGCUGCUCUAACCCAAUCAUCAGCUUACUUAUUCAGUUUGUUAAUCGAACAAAACGAAACCAAUGGAUUGAAUGUCUUGAAGUCAUUGUUUGAUCCUGUCGAGGGUAUUGGUCUAUCGAUGAUUAGAGUACCGGCAAGUGCAUGUGAUUUCUCAUUGACAAACUACACCUAUGACGACUACACCAAUGACUACAAACUAGUGAAUCUAUCUAUUGACGCAGACAAACAGUACACAAUCCCAAUCAUCAAACAAAUACAAUCGAUCAACCCAAAUAUAAAGUUAAUCUACAGUCCUUGGACAGCUCCGAAAUGGAUGAAAUCUUCCAAUUCCUUGACAAGUGGUGAACUUCUAUCGAAUAUGUAUGAUAUUUAUACAGAUUUCUUUGUUUCUUUUUUAAUGAAAUAUAAAUUGGAGGAAUCUAUUGAUAUAUUUGGUGUGACACUGCAGAAUGAACCGUUGUUCCAACCUUUUAGUUAUCCUGGAAUGUAUGUUCCUUCUGAUGUUGCUGCACAAUUGGUUGCAUUGCUUGGUACAAAGUUGUUGGCGCAACCCGAGGUGUCAGAUACGAGAAUAUUGAUUUACGACCACAAUUGGAUAGAUUUAGAUUAUCCACUCGAUAUACUGACUGAUAGCGAUGCCUAUCCCUAUGUAAAUGCAACGGCAUUCCACUGUUAUCAAGGUGAUGUUACUAAUCAAUCGGUACUCUACAACAAGUAUCCAGAGAAAGAGAUACACAUGACCGAGUGUAGUGGUGGCUAUUGGGCACCGGAUUUUGCAUCGGAUCUCGCGUGGAAUACAAACAAUCUCUAUAUGGGUGCAGUACAAAACUGGGCUAGUUCCGUACUCCAAUGGAAUUUGGCAUUGGAUAGCAACGAUGGUCCAACUAAUAAUGGUUGUAAGAAUUGUCGUGGAUUACUUACCGUUGAUAUUAAUAACAAUAGUAUUAAGAAUGAUGAUGGUGAUAAUGAUGACCAUCAAGUGUUGUUCAACGUUGAAUACUAUGGAUUGGCACAUUUCAGAUCUAUUUAUUUAUUUGAUAUUGGUUCUUGCACAAGUGUCAUUGAUGUUGCGACUGAUGAAAAGACAGAGAGUAAAUUCGAAUCGGUCAUUGGUUCCAACAAUGAGAAUGAAAAUCGCUACUAUGUAGGAGAUGAAGUUCAGCCGAGAAGAGACACCCUUGAAUUGAGUUAUCCUGUUCAGAAUGGCGAUAUCACCAAUUGGCAAGCAAUGGAGACAAUCUAUAGACACUCUUUCCAAAAACUAGAAGUUGACUCCAAGAAACAACCUGUUCUCUUGGUGGAGACACCAAACAAUUCAAAUGUAAAUCGUGAGAAGAUGGCCCAAAUCAUGUUUGAGAAAUUCGAUGUUCCAUCUAUGUACAUCGCCAAUCAAGCCAUUCUCACUUUGUAUUCUGCUGGACAUCUAACUGCUGUUGUUCUCGACUCUAGCGAUGGUGUUACCAGUGCUGUCCCUGUGUUAAUGGAUAUGCAGUAG